AGAGGCAGACGUUAUCUCUCUUUCCCAUCUGACAAUCCACAUCAACUCUCUGAUUUACCACUGACUGAGAAGGAUGGCAAAGCUGGUUGUGUGCGUCUCUGCUGUGCUGCUGCUGCUGGUAGCGCUCAGUGACCAAACAGUCUACCGCGGACCUUGCUGCACAAAAAAUUAUGUCAAGGCAAUUCCAUUAAAAAAUCUGAGGACUUUCACAGUUCAAAACAUCACAGAGACCUGCAACAUCAAGUCAAUAAUUUUCUUCACUAUAAAAGACAAGCUUGUCUGUACCAAUCCUGAGAUGCCUUGGGUCAUCAGGGCCAUGAAGUAUCUGAAAGAGAAACAACAAAUGGAAUCGCGGCAGGUCGGAGAAGAUCAGCUUAAACUUUAAAGCUGUCAAUCUUAUUAAUCAGAGUAUUUUUAAUUUGAAUUACAUUCAAAUAAUUAUAUUUUUUUUUUCACUUUAUUUUUGUACUCAUUUAUAUUCAAUAAAGUGUAU
Messenger RNA from Gambusia affinis (western mosquitofish), 493 nucleotides. RefSeq names its product chemokine (C-C motif) ligand 20a, duplicate 4 (gene ccl20a.4). The transcript has 4 exons. Gene Ontology annotation, biological process: G protein-coupled receptor signaling pathway; positive regulation of ERK1 and ERK2 cascade; chemokine-mediated signaling pathway. Gene Ontology annotation, cellular component: extracellular region. Gene Ontology annotation, molecular function: chemokine activity; CCR chemokine receptor binding. Lineage: Eukaryota; Metazoa; Chordata; Actinopteri; Cyprinodontiformes; Poeciliidae. Bases 74 to 385 code for a protein of 103 amino acids. The record is from RefSeq and is a predicted model, not a curated record.